Molecule: messenger RNA, 1805 nt
Organism: Gaeumannomyces tritici R3-111a-1
Lineage: Eukaryota; Fungi; Ascomycota; Sordariomycetes; Magnaporthales; Magnaporthaceae
Exons: 3
Coding region: 83-1669 (528 amino acids)
Biological process (GO): transmembrane transport
Molecular function (GO): transmembrane transporter activity
Source: RefSeq, a predicted model, not a curated record
GCCGACUUUUGCUCUGCAAGCCGUCGUCCUUUACCUCUGUGCUGUGUGCUUUAUUGUUUGCUGCUUGCUCCGACGUCCAGUUAUGAACACAGCCCUUCUUGAGGAGACCGACCCCUUGCUGGGAGAUGUGGCGGCGAACCGUGUCCACCACGCCGUGACGGUCGAUCCUGAUGCUCCAACCGAGGAGCAACCCCUGGGUUUCGGCCUUGGCGAUGCUGAUCCGGACGACCCCAUGAACUGGACGACGGCCUACAAGUGGUUCAUUGUCAGCCUCCUUGCGCUCAUGGCGUUUGCUGUCACAUUUACAUGUAUGUCCCUCAUUCCCAUCGCGUCGCGCAUCGUCAGCGACCUCGACGGCGAGAACGACCGCGACCGCGGCGAUGAGGCGGCCCCGUCCGUGGGCGCCAGCGUGGCGCUCCUGGUGACCAUCUGGGAGCUGGGCGAGGCGGUCGGCCCCGUGCUGAUCGCGCCGCUGUCCGAGAUCCACGGGCGCUGGCCGGUGCUCAACGCGGCCAACUGGCUCUUCGUGGCCGCCACCGUCCUGGCCGCCCUGUGCCGCCGCACCGACCUCUUCAUCGGCGCGCGCGCCCUGACCGGCUUCGCCGUUGCCACAAACGUGCUCAACCCGGCCAUCGUCGGCGACAUGUUCCCGCGCGAGGGCCGCGGCGCCGCCAUGAGCGCCUGCAUGCUCACCCCGCUGCUGGGCGGCGCCUUCGGCCCCGCCAUCAGCGGCGCCGUCGCCCAGACGAUAGGGUGGCGCGCCGUCAUCUGGCUGAGCGUCGGGAUAUCUGCCGUGUGCUCUCUGAUGCUGAUGCUGCUCCUGAGGGAGACGUAUAAGCCCGUCAUCCUGAGGCGCAGGGCCGAGCGGGCUCGGCGAGAAGGGAAGCUCAAGCAAUCCGUGGUGGGCGAGCAUGCGUACGGCUACGGAGCCACCGCCGCCGGGCUGGUUGCCCACGGCCAGGAGAGCGAGAAGGGCGGGGCGGCGAAGCUGAUGGAAGCCAUCAUGCGGCCGGCUACUGUCUGGUCUAGCUCUGGGGUUUUGAUUGCCAUGGCGGCGUUCAACGCGCUUGGCUUCGCGUAUUUUUACAUCAUCACGGUCUCGCUGUCAGUGAUUUUGGACACCCUAUACGGCAUGUCACCCGCCGAAAUUGGCGGCGCGGUCCUGAUUCUAAGCUCGGGCGAGUUCCUGGCGCUAUUCAUCAUCAACCUGACCCUCGACCCGCUAUACGUCAAGCUCCGCAACGCCAACGGCGGCGUGGGCCGGCCCGAGUACCGACUCCCCAUCUCCAUAGCCGGUGCCCUGAUGAUGCCGGUGGCGGUCGCGGCCUACGGGUGGGCGGCCGAGUACCACGCGCCGGUGCCCGUGGUCCUGGCGGCCGGCGCCGCCGUCUGCUUCUCGCUCCUCAUCACCAGCAUGCCCAUCACGGCCUACGUCGUCGACGCCUUCGGCGAUUACUCGGCGUCGGCGCUGACCGGCGUAAUGGUCUGCCGCUGCCUGGCGGGCACCUUCCUGCCGCUGACGAUCGCGCCCCUGACCGAGUACCUCGGCUGGGGCUGGGGGUUCAUGGUCCUGGCAAGUGCCAGCCUGGCCGUCGCGCCGGUGCCGAUUCUGGUCAUGCGGUACGGGCCGCGCUGGAGGAUGCGGUCCAAGUACUCGCAGGAAACGUGAGUUUAGCAGCAGAAUAGCGUGAGGUGAAAAUAAUGCAGGGCUACAGGAGACGUGUAAACACUCAUCGAGAGCAAGUAAUUAAGGCAUAUUUUGAGGCUACCGAGGUUGUCCGUCAUAGGAAUGAGGACUGACCUCC